Aureobasidium pullulans EXF-150 is the source of this 2751-nucleotide messenger RNA. Its product is annotated as putative phosphoinositide 3-kinase. Bases 1 to 2751 code for a protein of 916 amino acids. The record is from RefSeq and is a predicted model, not a curated record. Gene Ontology annotation, molecular function: 1-phosphatidylinositol-3-kinase activity. Lineage: Eukaryota; Fungi; Ascomycota; Dothideomycetes; Dothideales; Saccotheciaceae. The transcript is spliced from 3 exons. Gene Ontology annotation, biological process: autophagy of peroxisome; phosphatidylinositol-mediated signaling; autophagosome assembly. Gene Ontology annotation, cellular component: phosphatidylinositol 3-kinase complex, class III, type II; phosphatidylinositol 3-kinase complex, class III, type I; cytoplasm.
AUGGACACUUUCACCUUCGCGAGUGCGUCCGAGGUCAAGACGAGUGUCAGCGUCAAGGUAGGCCGUCUCGAGGGCUAUGAGAAAGCCUUGGCCUAUUCUACUCUACUACGCCAGCCGGAAUUGCGCCAUCGAGGUUCCAAUUUGAGCCCAACCUCGGAGCUCUAUGUCACGGCCCAGGUCUUUGCCGACAGCAAACCCUUGACCGUACACGCCCAGACACCAUACAAGACGUUCAAGACUGCCCGUGCCUGGAACGAAUGGCUGCGUCUACCCAUUGACUACGCCCUCCUUCCCCUCAAUGCCCAGCUCGCAAUCACUGUCUGGGACCUGUCACCUGCCGGAAACCAAGGCGCAAGAGGUCACCACAUCCCUUUUGGCGGCACCACAAUCUCGCUGUUCGAUGAUGACGGCACACUGAGGAAAGGCAGGCAAAAGUGCCGUCUCUGGAGGCACAAGCAGGCUGAUGCCUUUUCUGACUCGACUACUCCAUGGGCUCCCUCUACGAAGCGUCGCCGUCGUAGCCAGGAGGACAAGCAGCUGUUCGCCGAUGACAAGCACAGUCAGAGGGCUGCCGAGCUCGAAAGACUGCAAGGUCUGCUGAAGAAGCACGAGAUGGGGGAAUUAUCUGAGCACAAAUGGCUGGAUCAGAUGGUCUUCCGCCAGAUUGAGCGCAUGGAGAGGGCCAACAUCCGUGACGACUCGAAGAUACAUGCUCAACCACCUCGCCAUACUGAUAUCGACGGUCAUUCGCAAGACGAUUCGGCUAUUUUCUACCUGUACAUAGAGUUUCCCCGCUUCGACCACCCCGUUGUCUUCACCGAUCACGAGUACCCUCCACCCCCAGUGUCUAGUGCUCGCCUGCGCACCGCUCCAGGCUCAGAUGUCCGCUUAAAACCCCCGCCAGAGAUACACGUUGGUCCGGGCAUCGAUCAGAAGAAGCCCGCUUACGGAGAUGCCAACGCUCCCCACCUGAUACGCAUAUAUGACCCUGAAGUGGGCUUCUAUGACAACCCUGCAGAGAUCAAGCAUCGCAGCUUGGUUCGAAAUCAACGCAUCGGCAUGCUUGACAGGCAUCUCAAGCCAAACCCAAAGACGCGAGACCAGCUCAACCACAUCUUGUCAUAUGGCCCGACCACCGACUUGAGCGCCGAGGAAAGAGACAAAGUCUUCAAGUUCAGACACUACCUCACUCGCGACAAACGAGCUCUGACCAAGCUGAUCAAAUCGACCUCUUGGAAUGACUCGAACGAGGUGCGCCAAGUCAUUCAACUGCUCCCUAAGUGGGAAGAGAUUGAUAUUGACGACGCUCUCGAAUUGCUUGGUCCUUCUUUUGACAACAAAGAAGUCCGAACGUAUGCUGUUGAUCGCUUGCGCAAGGCAGGUGACCAAGAGCUAUUGCUAUACCUCCUUCAACUCGUCCAGGCUUUGAAAUUCGAGCCUGAGGUCAAGUCCAACGCGAACUUCGACCAAUACGACUCAUCUCUCGCCAGCUUUCUUAUUGCCCGCUCUGCUGCCAACAUUCUUCUUGGUAACUAUCUACAUUGGUAUCUCAUGGUCGAAUUGGAUGAGAGUUCGAAUGAUGCACAGGGCGCCACCUUCAAGAAACUAUAUGCUCGUGUAUCCUAUGAUUUCAUGCAGGAGCUUGAGAAGACAUCCGAAGGUCAAGACCGUCGCAAGAUUCUACUUCGCCAGGGUGAAUUUAUCACCGUCUUGUCGCAGCUCUCUGACGACGCGCGAAACAAAAGUCUCGAUCGCACACGCAAAGUCGAGAAGCUCAAGAAAGCUCUUAUGGAUCCCAAAAACGAUCUUGUCAAGAUCGAUCCUCCACUUCCUCUACCUCUUGAUCCUGACGUCCAAAUUGUUGGUGCCGUACCUGACAAUGUCAACAUCUUCAAGUCAACGUUAUCACCGCUGUUGCUCCACUUCAGAACAACCACUGGCGACAUCUAUCCUUUCAUCUUUAAGGUUGGCGACAACUUACGCCAGGAUCAACUUGUCAUUCAGAUCAUCACAUUGAUGGACCAACUCUUAUUGAAAGAGAACCUCAACCUCCAGCUAUCGCCAUAUCGUAUUCUGGCAACUGGCGCACUGGCUGGCGCGGUUCAGUUUGUUUCCUCCAGUCCUCUCUCCGCAAUCCUGGGAAGCGCCAAGUACAACAAUUCAAUUCUUGGCUACCUCCGCGAGCAAAAUCCAGAUGGCUCCGCGCCUAUGGGUGUUCGUAAAGAGGUGAUGGAUACAUACGUGAAGUCGCUGGCUGGUUACUGCGUCAUUACGUACCUGUUGGGUGUCGGUGAUCGACACAUGGAUAACUUGCUCCUCGCUCCAGAUGGUCACUUCUUCCACGCCGACUUCGGCUAUAUCCUGGGUCGCGAUCCUAAACCCCUAGCACCAAGUAUGAGACUCAGCGCUGAGAUGAUUGAUGGACUGGGUGGUAGUCCCGACCGGAAUCCAAGCAAUCCCGACAGCAGAUUCAAUGAGUUCAAGCAGUACUGUUUCACUGCCUUCACCACACUACGUCGCUCGUCGAAUCUCAUUCUUAACCUCUUUGCACUCAUGCAAGACGCUAACAUUCCUGACAUCAAACUCGCUGGCGACCAAGCUGUCAAGAAGGUUGAAGAGAGAUUUUGUCUGCAGCUGAGUGAGGAGGAGGCAAUCACCUUCUUCGACAACCUUAUUAGCAGGUCAUUCGAGGCAUGGGGUCCUGUGCUCAUUGAUGGUAUUCACGACUUCAUGCAGCGUAUCAAGGCAUAG